Saccoglossus kowalevskii is the source of this 895-nucleotide messenger RNA. Its product is annotated as 15-hydroxyprostaglandin dehydrogenase [NAD(+)]-like. Gene Ontology annotation, cellular component: cytoplasm. The record is from RefSeq and is a predicted model, not a curated record. Lineage: Eukaryota; Metazoa; Hemichordata; Enteropneusta; Harrimaniidae. Gene Ontology annotation, molecular function: oxidoreductase activity, acting on the CH-OH group of donors, NAD or NADP as acceptor.
UUUCAGUCAAGCAUGUAUAUUGUCAAGCAUUAGCACUGACAUGGAUAUCCACGGCAAGGUAGCGAUCGUGACUGGUGGUGCCGAUGGUAUCGGACGAGCCAUUGUUGAACAGUUACUGAUCAAAGGUGCUAAAGCUGUAACAAUUUUAGACGUUAAUGUUGAGACGGGAGAAAAGACACUGGAAGAACUAAGACAAGAAUAUGGAGAAGACAGAUUGGUGUUUGUCAAAUGUGACGUCAGCGAGGCUACACUGCUUGAAGCUGCGUUUGCAUCAACAAAGUCACGUUUUGGUGGACUGGAUAUUGUGUGUAAUAAUGCUGGCAUUGGAAAUGAAUUUAAACUAGAUCUGUGCGUGGCAGUUAAUUUGGUAAAACGUGCAUGGGUGCGUGUCAAUGGUGCCCCUGGUAAAGAUUCAAUCCUUGUAAUUUUCACUCAGACAGCUGUGAUCAGAGGUACAUAUCUCGCUGUAGAACACAUGGGGACAAAGAAUGGGGGAAAUGGAGGCGUGGUUAUAAAUACUGCAUCUACAUCCGGAUUUUACGCCAUACCUUUAUCGCCAAUUUACGUAGCUACAAAACAUGGCGUUGUUGGAUUCACUCGAAGUGUCGCUAAAGAACCAAUGGUAGUAGAUAAUGGCGUGCGUGUGUCUGCCAUAUGUCCAGGGGUUACCAAAACAUCCAUCAUCGAUUUAAAAGACGUGGACGAGAAGAGUCGCUAUGGAAACAUACUGCGUAAGGUCUUUAAAAACCCACAAGGCAUGACGCCUACAGACGUUGCCAUCAGUGUGAUAACUAUGAUAGAAGAUACUAAAUACGACGGUAGUACGUGUAUGGUGACUCAUAAAACGCCACUAGAAAUUGUAGAUCAGCCAAAUAUUGUGAUGACAUGACCAGAG